This is a messenger RNA of Labrus mixtus (cuckoo wrasse), 6159 nucleotides long. It is a transcript of the gene fstl4, whose product is annotated as follistatin-like 4. Gene Ontology annotation, biological process: cell differentiation; multicellular organism development; regulation of BMP signaling pathway. Gene Ontology annotation, molecular function: protein binding. Lineage: Eukaryota; Metazoa; Chordata; Actinopteri; Labriformes; Labridae. The record is from RefSeq and is a predicted model, not a curated record. The coding region runs from base 312 to 2846 and encodes 844 amino acids. The transcript is spliced from 16 exons.
UGAGAGGAGUUGAAAUAGGGCAGAGCAGGAGUGGAGCGCGGAGAGGAAACCAGCCGGACCCAGCCGUAGGAUGGCAAACCACCACUGCUGCUGAUGCUGCUGCUGAGAGUUGGGACUCGCUACUACCUAUAACUACUGAUACACCAGCCUGCAAUUAAUCUGAAGCCUUUAAGCCUUGCUGAGCGGAGGAGGAGAGGAGUGGAGCUAAAGGAGUGCAGUUUGGACGCGUGCUGCGAGGAAAUCUGUGGCAUAUUUGCUCGAAUUUCCUUUCCUUUUCUCUCCUUUUGCCUCGGGAUACCACAGGUACACUCAUGGGCUGCCUGGGUGUUUGGGCUGUUGUUGUGGCCGCUCUGCUGGGAACCUCAGGGUGCUGGCUGGCUGAAGGACACAAAAGAUGGAGCAACGUGGAUACAGCCAGAAUGUCACAAAGCUCCUCUAAGGAACAACACUCCAUGGAGAAGGGGAAAGCAGACGGCAACAUCGAUCAAUCCCUUUCUGACACGGACGGAGGCCCCUGUCGGAGGACCUACUGUGGACGGGGUCGACAGUGUGUACUGAUGGCAGAAACUGGCCGUGCUGAGUGUGUUUGCCAGGAAAAAUGCCGGCCCUCCUUUGUGCCAGUGUGCGGCUCGGACGGCAGGUUCUACGAGAACCACUGCGAGGUGUACCGCACCGCCUGCCUGGAGAGGAGACGGAUCUAUGUGGUGCACAGCAAGGACUGCUUCUUUAAAGGCAAUGCAUGCACCAUGUCGGAGUACAACAAGCUGAAGAGCAUGCUGUUGAAUAUGCAGCCCAAAGUGCUGGAGGCUGGAGAGCAGAGCCAGCAGAGGGACAUGGAGGAGAAAAGAGCGCUGGUGGAUACCAUGUUCAAAUACCUGGAUGUUGACCAGGACGGCCGGCUGGUCAGUGAUGAGCUGGAGAAGAUCUCCAUGAAGGAGCAUCUGGAGGACAGUCUGAUGGAGUGCACCAUGCAGGACCUGCUGAGAUAUGAUGACUACAACAAUGAUGGGCAUCUCAGCCUGCAUGAAUUCUACACAGCUUUCCAGGUGGUGCAGCUGAGCCUGGCUGAGGACCAGCAGAUCAGCGUCUCCACAGUAACAGUGGGCCUCAGUGCUGUCCUCACCUGUGCCAUCCAGGGGACACUACGCCCGCCAAUCAUCUGGAAGAGAAACGGCAUCAUACUUAACUUCUUAGACCUCGAGGAUAUCAAUGACUUUGGGGAUGAUGGGUCCCUGUAUAUUACCAAGGUGACAACCAUACACAUGGGGAACUACAGUUGCCAUGCCUACGGCUAUGAAGAUCUCUAUCAGACACAUGUGCUGCAGGUGAAUGUCCCUCCAGUGAUCCUGGUCUAUCCAGAGACGCAGGCCCAGGAGCCCGGUGUAUCUGCCAGCCUCCACUGCCACGCCGAUGGCAUUCCAAAUCCCAAACUGCUCUGGCUGAAGAACGGCAUGGACCUGCAGCCCAGAUCCUCCAAACAGCUCUCUCUCAUAGCAAACGGGAGUGAGCUCUUGAUCGGCAGUGUGCGGUACGAGGACACCGGAGCCUACACCUGCAUCGCCAAGAACGAGGUGGGAGUGGACGAGGACAUCUCGUCUCUGUUUGUUGAAGACUCAGCCAAGAAAACUCUUGCAAAUAUUCUGUGGAGAGAAGAAGGUUUGAGUGUGGGAAACAUGUUCUACGUGUUUUCUGAUGAAGGCAUCACUGUUCUGCAGCCCAGUGAAUGUGAGAUACACAGACACAUGAAGCGGACGGAGAGGAUUGUUGCUACCUAUGAGGAGAUGUGCCCUAAAGGUGAGGGGGUGUCACCUCAGCACUGCGUGUGGUCGUCAGCAGUCAACAUCAGAGAAAAGUACAUCUACGUGACACAGCCCCUCCUGAGCCGACUGCUGGUUGUCGAUAUCCAGGCGCAGAAGGUGGUGCAGGCAGUAGCAACGGAUCCUUUUCCAGUAAAGAUGCUCUACGACAAGUCACAUGACCAGGUGUGGGUGCUAACAUGGGGGGAUAUGGACAGAACACAUCCAACACUUCAGGUCAUUCCUCAAGCAAGUGUGGGAGAAGUGCAUCAUGCCAUCCGCACAACUUUUCAAAGGGUCAACGACUUCUUCAUUCCUCCAACCAACCUCAUCAUCACUCACGUGAGGUUUGCAUUUGUCUUUCUCAAAAAUGAACCUGCGGUGCACAAAAUCGACCUGGAGACCUUCCACAGAGUCAAGACCAUCAGCCUGAAGAACUACAGCUGCAUCCCGCUCAGCAUGGCCUACACACACCUGAGCGGCUUCUACUUCAUCCAGUGCCAGAGCAAGAGCCACCUGCAAGCCCCACCCCAGCUCCUCAUCGACAGUGUGACAGACGCAGUGAUUGGUCCGAACCGCAAUGUAACAGGGCAGCCUUUUGUAUCUCCAGAUGGUCGCUACAUCGUGACCCCUGACCAGCAGAGAUCCACGCUGGUAGUACAGACAGUGUCGUUCCAGGGGGAGCUGGGUCUGUACCAUGAACUGGACCAGCCUGUAGCUGUCUCAGAUUUGGCCUUCCAGCCUUCUUUCACAGAGUCAAACCAGCAUGUGGUUGUGGCAACCUCAGGCUCAGGCACAGACCUUCUUUUUGCAGAUCUAUCCUCGGGUCACACCGAGGUUCUCCAGAGCCUUAAAGAGCCCCUGGCCAUCCAAGCCUGGCCUUGGGGAGGCCCCAACAGAGUGGUGGUGUCUGGUGGUUUGUUUGGACAGUACCUGGUGACGCCGUCAGCCGAGUCCCUCUUUGUCCUGAACGGCAAACAGAGAACGCCGCACUGCGAGGUAUCAGACAUCAAGAGGGGGAACACAAUUGUCUGGGUGGGUGAGGUAUGAGUUUAGAUUAAAAAAAAUUAAGAAAAAUACAUAGGAUUUGGGUCGAAAAUGAUGAAAAAGAAAAGGUAAGAUCAGGCCAAAUUACCAAUAGUAAAGAUUAAUGUGAACAUAAGUUGUGGACUCAACCCUGGGACUGAGCAAGAGGGAAACGUGUCUUGGUUUAUUUUAACAAAAGUACACUUAAAAAUAGAGUAAUCGAGAAAACUUAAAGAAUCCCUGUUGUGAUAUUUCCAUUGGGAGAAAGUGUCAAUGCCGUUCAGUGCAACAGUGAUCUAUGUGCACUCUACUAUACAGAAUUGUACAUUAUUGCACUUCCUUCCAUGUUAUCACAGCAAAUAGGUACCUGAAGAGGGGUAAUUACUGAACUAUGAACUAUGCACAAUGCUCACUUUUUUUAGAGUAAAAAGCUUUCUGAUUUUGUUUAUCUCAACAAUGUUUGUCGUUUCCACCAGUGCUGCAUAUACUCACCACAAACUGUCCCGUCUGUUCUGUCUGCCUUUAGUGUAUGUGUGUUUUGAGUCCUUUUAACAGCUACAGACCCAUCUGUUUACUCGCCUUUGUCACCGUAUUGUACUGUAUCCUCCCUCUGAAAGCUUUCAUUCACCUCAUGCCGGCUGAGGUUGGCUUUAUGCACAUGUGUAAUACCCUCUAUUUACAUUGUCUAUCCAAAGAGCGCGUUUGCUCCAUUAGCCGUUGACAAUGGAUGUUUUGGCUCCGAGAGGAGGCCUAACCAGAAAUGAGCAGCACAUCUUGCGGUCUCUUGCAGAGGUAAAAUCUUUCCCCUGCUGUCUCUCACAUUUAUUUGGUACCUGCAGCACAACUGUGUGCUGCAGAGCUUGAAAAUGCCACUUAGUAGAUUCCCUCAGGGUAAUGACUCUGAAUCAGGCUGACCCACAUGCUGAGGCCACGCCAAAGUGGCAUCAACCGCGCUGUCUGACUGGCUGUGAGCAUUUGUUCAUUCUCCCAGAGAGCUGUGCUUCGAGAUCAAGCUCAGAGGCAGGUAGAUUUUUCUGGCAAUCAUCAGCAUACCUUCUGAGUCUGUCUAAUCCACAACAAACUAUUUUCUUUCUGGACAAUAACUUUUUUUAACACUCGGCCAUCUUUUAAUGAAAACAAAGGUAUAUUUGUUGUUUGAAAAACUUGGGAGAAUGUGCCAUGAUGCAGUAACCGAAUAAACACCAGCAACUCUUGGUCUAUUAAAUUAGCAGAUAUGUUCUCGCCGGGAUUAAAUCAUGUUCUGUGUAAUUUUCUUUAGCCAUUUCCACGAACCAUCGCUGUAAUGGGAAUCCAUUAGGGGCAGGACAACGGGGCUGCUGCUCUGCAGAUGUCGUAACGCUCAUCAGUAAUUAGUUCAACCUCAGUGUCUCUUAAACAUUUCUGGCCCUCGAUAACAGUGCAGAGGUCUGCACAUGAAUACAUCACUUGGACAACACCCUUGAUGACUCUUAGUUACUGAGUAAUAAUGGGUGCCAGUCUAGGGGCAAUAGCUGAAUAUGUUCUCUGCCUUUUGGCCUCAAACUACACCUAAAGAUGAUCAUCUCCUAACAUCCAGCCGUCAUAAUUACCUUUGUUCCUCCAUAUAAUAAAAUAAAGCUAGAGCUAUUUUUCAAUAAGCGUAUUCCUAUAGCAGGCAUAAUUGUAUUCUCCUUGAAUCAAAUAUUUCUGGUUAUAUAAGCCUGCUACUUAUUGUAAAGCUGGAUCAUUUUAACUGCUUUUAAUUUGUAUUCAUAGCAAUAAAGAACAUGUAAGCUACUCUUUAAAUGAGUACACAUAGAUGUAAAAUCACAAGAAAGCUCUUGGACUCUCUGUUUGAAUGAGUCAAAAGGCCUUCAUUUUCAGGCCAAGUCAAAUUAGAGCAUUUGAUUACAAUUUAACCCUGACAUAUGAAGAGGCCUUUAUAUUGUCAAAAUUCUGGGGGUUUUGUAAAAUAACGAUCUAACUUAUUGAAUUAUUUUCAAUGGACCUUUUCCAUCCAGAGCAAAAAAGUAGGAAGCAAAAAGUCUGCCAAGACCAUUUUUUAGAACAAAAUUAGCAGUCAAAAUAAACUGACCAAAAAAAGGAGGACUGAAGGCCAGCUAGCUAUCAUGCUAGACCUCUGCUUUGAUAGAGGAUACAUCUUUCCCACAUUGGUUAUCUUAUCACUGAACAAAUACUCACAGCCUUUAGGAUGUUACAGUUGUCGACUCCUUGUUGAACCUUGUGUCAAACCCAUUGAUGUGACUUUAAAUCUAAGUUUGAUCCUGGAGGCCACAAACAGAGCAAGAUAUGAAAGCCUGAAUUAAGGAUGUAAAAAAAAUCUUUGAGGAAAGUGUUCUGCUAUAAAUUCAGCUAAAGUCUUAGCUAAAUAUAUAUCUGCUCAUGCAACAAACAAAUAUACAAAACAGAAGCAGAUUUGAAUAUGAAUCACUCUCAAAUGUAGUUGUGCCUGUAACUCCUCAUUGCAAUGCAAUGUGUAGGGUAGAAACCAAGCUGUGUAUGAAAAGAAAAGAAAAGAAAAGAAAAAGUUAACACAGAGGUGAAUCAGAAAUGUCAUUGUUGUGUGUGAUUUAGAUAUUUGCUGCUAAUCUGCCAUGAAGAUCUUUUCUGGCAUGAAAGAUGAUGAUAAUGUUUCUUAGACCACUGUUGCACUGAGGAGAGAAAGAUAAUACUUAGUAUAUAUUUAUGUUUAUUGGAUGGACAUUUGCUAAUUGGUAGCCCAGUUUUCUCACUGCAUCAAUGAAAAUAUCAGGCUCUGAUGCUUCUUAAAGUCACUAUCCUAUCCAAAGUCACGCCCUAAAGUGAAUAAUCUAUCCAAGACAUGCAUGUGAUGAAAUAGAUCUUCAAAAACGAUUAUCUACCACCUCUCAGUGAUCACUCACUGUCACGUAUGGUUCACAGUUACUAGUGAAAAAGUCACUUUUCUGCCCUCUCAUUGUCACAUCUGUCAGCUUAUCUCUUCAGGUCAAUUCAGCAGUAUCGCAUUGCUACUAGAGCCAAGGAGAGCAAAGAACAAAGAGACUGUACCUGCAACCUGAUGAUACAACUACAUUAUUGACUAGCUCAUGUUGUUUGUUUGGAUCUACCUUCAGAGUCACAUGCCUCUCUUCAUACCUCUCCUUUAACCCUGACAGUAAGGGGCUGCAGAGCUGAUCCGCUUGGUGUGAUAGACAUUUCUAGAACCACUGUUGUAGAUAACAUUGUUCAUGUUUAGAACACGUUCAGACAUGACAACUGACUGUACAGUUUUCUUUAUGCAUUUUGUGUGUUCUGGUUUAUGAGGGAAUUGUUUUGUAAUAAAAAAAAAAAAUCGAAUUAAAUAUAUUGUAAAAACCAA